Messenger RNA from Closterium sp. NIES-65, 450 nucleotides. The record is from the annotation of a GenBank genome assembly. Lineage: Eukaryota; Viridiplantae; Streptophyta; Zygnematophyceae; Desmidiales; Closteriaceae.
AUGGAGCGGGCUGUGCUUUGCUGGGUAUUAAUACUUGUAACACUUGUCACAGGGUGUACAGCGACUGCAACGUCAUCACUCCCGACGACCCCCACAGCAUCACCACCUUCAGCGUCCCUCGCAGCCUUCCUCCCCGCCGCCGGCGGACGGCUGCCUGUCACUUCCUCCACUCACGCCACUCCGUUGGUGAAGGGAAAGGUCUUUCUGCGCUAUGUGGCCAGGCUCACUCCCCCUCGUAGCAACGGAAAAGUGGUUGGCGACCGAGGAGCAACUGGAAAAGUAAUCAUGAAGGGAAUCAAGGCCUCUGCAAGUGCCAACUACGUUGUGCUCAAAGUGCGAGUCAACAACGUCCGGUCUGGAGGGGCUGUGCCCUCCAUGGACACCGUUUUGAAUUGCCUUGCUGGCAAGUUUGAGGCAGGAUAUGAAGGAUUGGAGAUCACCUCCUUGUAA